AUGGGAAAGGACAAGCAGGAUAAAGCAGAAAAAUAUGAACAAGAUAAAAUUUAUCUUGAAAAAAUGUUUCCCAAGGGUGAUUUCUCAUUAGAAAACUUUUCCUCCAAGUAUGAUCCCGAACUGUGUGGGAAAUGGAAAGUCUUGAAGCCUUUGUUGGAGCAAUGGAAGAAAGCGCAGUUUAAGGUAUUGCUAUUUUCACAAAGUACAAAGAUGAUGGAUAUUCUAGAAUACUGGCUGCAGCAAGAUUUUCCAGAGUUUGUUCGUCUUGAUGGUAGUGUGGCGAUUCGUGAACGAUUCAAAAGAGUGGAUGAGUUUCAGACGGAUCCAAGCAAGUUCAUCUUUUUGGCUAGUAUCAAGGCUGCUGGUGUUGGCUUGAAUUUAACGGCAGCAAACAAAGUAGUACCAUCGUGGAAUCCCAGUCACGACGCCCAAGCCAUGGACAGGGUAGUACGGAUUGGACAGAAGCGUGAAGUCGAAUGUAUACGACUGAUCUCGUCUGGAACGACGGAGGAACUGAUCUAUCACAGACAAUUAUACAAGCAAGGUCUUUCUGAAGUCGCCAAUACAGGAAAGGCCCCAUCCCGACAUUUCACUGGAGUUCAGGGCGAUAGCAAAAAUCAAGGCGACAUAUUUGGGGUAAAAAACAUUUUCAAAAAGCAAGCCAACGAACGUGCCAUUCUCGAUCCAGAGGAUUUUCCUAUGCUUUCGAUCAAUUCGUGGCUAAUGAAGGAAAGCGAGGAUAAGUUUGAGCUUGUGCCAUUAGAAAGGUCGCCGCAAACCUCACAGCCAGAUGCGAAUUCAGCUGAAGCACUAUUACGGCACGUUGGUGUCGAUAUUCUCCCCCAUGGAGAAGUGGUUAAGGCUGCUCUGGAUCCGAAACAUCAUAGAGACGUUUUGCUACCUCGAACUAAGCCUGCCAAGAAGGUAAGGCCAAGUGAAGUAACCCAGCCACCUCUCCGUGGAGGCAAACGGAAAGCCAAGGCUGCAGAAAAAAAGAAACUCCAGUCGGAGGAACACAACUCCUCCGAUUCCUCAAGCUCGGAUUCUCGUCGUGUUAGAGGAGUCGUUUCAAAGGAUUUUGGAUCGUUAAAAUCUAAAAGGAAAAGAUCUUCAUGA
Puccinia graminis f. sp. tritici CRL 75-36-700-3 is the source of this 1116-nucleotide messenger RNA. RefSeq lists its product as uncharacterized. Lineage: Eukaryota; Fungi; Basidiomycota; Pucciniomycetes; Pucciniales; Pucciniaceae. The record is from RefSeq and is a predicted model, not a curated record. The coding region runs from base 1 to 1116 and encodes 371 amino acids. The transcript has 12 exons.